Messenger RNA from Lampris incognitus (smalleye Pacific opah), 1615 nucleotides. It is a transcript of the gene ptrh1, whose product is annotated as peptidyl-tRNA hydrolase 1 homolog. NCBI's taxonomy places the organism in Eukaryota, Metazoa, Chordata, Actinopteri, Lampriformes, Lampridae. The transcript has 6 exons. The coding region runs from base 259 to 1116 and encodes 285 amino acids. The record is from RefSeq and is a predicted model, not a curated record. Gene Ontology annotation, molecular function: peptidyl-tRNA hydrolase activity.
GAAGAAGAAGAAGAAGAAGCGUUAUUGGAGUUAAAUGAAUACUUUCUUCCUACGACUCUCACCUUUCUCUGUUUUCCCACGACACGGAGGUCUUACAAACGAGCCGACGGAAGAUAAAGGUUUUGCCGAGAACCAGUCUAGUCGCCGUCCAUCCGAGCUGAACGUGUUGUUCUGAUUUCAGGUGACCGAAUUAUCCAGCAAGGAGAAGCGUUGCCCCGGAGCCGAGACGUCGUAGAGACGCUGUGAGUGCGGCGGCAGAUGAAGAGGGACUCGCUCAUUGCCGCAGUUCGCAGUUGUGUGUUGCACUUUUUCAAGAGGCUGCUAAGCUUGGUCGACAUGUGGCGGUCCUUGUCCGGGCUGACGAGUCGGUCCUUGUCCGGGCUGACGAGUCGGUCCUUGUCCAGGCUGACGAGUCGAGUCUUGCUGAGCGGCCCGUCCCCUCCGGUGGGCGGCGGCGAGAUCCACGCGCAGAGCGGCUGCAGGCUGGUCGUGGGUUUGGGGAACCCUGGGAUGGAAGGUUCCAGACACAGCGUCGGCAUGGCGGUGCUCGGUGCCCUCGCUCAUCGCCUCGGCGCGACCGACCGUUGGCGCGGUGACAAGCACGUGUCUGGUGAGGUCGUCGUCUCCGAGAUACACGACGUGCACGUGGUGCUGCUACGUCCCAAGCUGCUGAUGAACAUCAAUGGCGUGUCAGUAGCCAAAGCAGUGACUAAGUACAAUAUCAAGCCUGAGGACAUCCUGCUGGUUCACGAUGAACUGGACAAACCGCUGGGGAAGAUCGCCAUCAAGCAUGGAGGAAGCGCCCGGGGUCAUAACGGCGUGCGCUCCUGCAUCGACUGUCUUCAGACGGACGUGAUGACCAGACUGCGAGUUGGGAUCGGCCGGCCAGCGGGGAAAACGCCGGUGGAUCGACACGUUCUCGGUCGCUUCUCCGAGGAGGAGCGGGAGGUCCUGAGCUCGGUCCUGGACCGCAGCGUGGACCUCCUCCUCUCCCAGCUCGCCCAGCAACACUCGCAGUCCCCUCCCCCGCCAGCGGGGGGCAGGCCGGCAACACGGCAGAGGAAAGAGAGGGGCAGCCCGGCGGCACAGACCAGCAACGCGUGCGGCAGCGUGUGACUGCUGGCCCGGGGUGCGUCACGUCUCCAGAGGGUUGUGGGGGAGUUGGAGUAUUUCCCAUCAUGCACCGGGAGGACUGGACUGCUCUCCAUUUACACCUGAUGACGGCUCCAUGUUGUCGGUGGGAUUUACCGCGUGAUUCGGCGUCCUCCUAUCAGCCGCGUGGCGACACCGAGUCUUCAGCCUGCUCAGAUCCUGUGUGAUGCCUGCAGGGGCAACUCGUGGGGUGUUUACCCCGUGGAGCCGGGACGCCUUCAACGCCAGCGAGGGAGCCAUGCUGGUCGGAGACGUGUUAAAAGCCUUCGUCGCCAGCGGUACAGGAAACCGGAGGUGGUUUCAACAGCGGAGACGUGAUGCUGAGUGUCCCCAGGUGAUGUGUCCUGUGCUGCAGGCGACGGCUCCAGAGUGAUGCUGGGUGUCCCCAGGUGAUGUGUCCUGCGCUGCAGGCGACGGCUCCAGAGGGAUGCUGAGUGUCUCCAGGUGAUGUGUCCUGCGCUGC